This is a messenger RNA of Penicillium antarcticum, 2301 nucleotides long. RefSeq lists its product as uncharacterized. Bases 1 to 2301 code for a protein of 766 amino acids. Lineage: Eukaryota; Fungi; Ascomycota; Eurotiomycetes; Eurotiales; Aspergillaceae. The record is from RefSeq and is a predicted model, not a curated record. The transcript is spliced from 2 exons.
AUGAGUUCCUCGGCUACAAUAUCAGCCAGACUCUCAGGCCCCCGAAACAUGCGCCCUGCGAUCUCACAACCGGUGGCCACACAUGUCUCCCAAAGUCGGAGUACAUGGCGAUGUGCACGCAACGGUCAGAGUGAGAAGACAGACCGCAUUUCUCGACGUAUUGACCCAUACCAUCGACAUCCUUUAUUCAAUCAGCACAAUGCCGAAUCUCGAAAUUGUGGAUCUCCAGCUCCCAAUCCUAAGCAUUCAACUUGGGGCUGGGGAAUGUGGCGCUCUCGUUCAGGAUUGUCUGACCUCUCCUCUGGCCGAAAAAAGAGCGUGUUGGACUCAGAACGAGAACAACUGUACAGCAAUAUGGAGUCAUUGAGAAAAGAAAUUGAGGCCGACCCCUACAGCGCUUUGUUUGGGCGUAGAUUGGACCCUUUCUACAAAAUUGACAAGUCCGAUGCCUCAUUUAAUGGCUUUCUCAAGUCUCUUAUGCACAGCGAAAAAUCCAAUCGUGCUCAAUCUAUGGAUGCAGCCCAGAAGAAGAGAAGGAGUGACUCAAAUCAUGUUGGACUUCAGUACGAUCCCAUUAGUGGGCGGAUGGCGCCAAUGCCUCCUAUUGUAUCGGAGCCGCAAAACGAAGAAGCGAAAGCCAGCUCUCAUAAAGUCGUAGACUGCCCUCCUGGCAGUGAGAUUGAGGCAAAGUUUGUCUCUUACCCGAACUUACCUCAGGAUGGGCAGUUCCAGCCUGGAGACUCCAAGUUGCAGACCGAAGCUUCGCUGAGCUCACAGAUUGUCGAAUGUCCUCCAUGUAACGAGCUGGAUGUACUCUUCCAAUCCAACCCUGAUCACUCUCAAGAUACAAUUACCAAGACACAGGUUCCCGGUGAGGAUACAGCAAAACCAAAUGUUAGCAUCGAUUGUCCCCCUGGUAAUGAAUUGGACUCGUUGUUCGUUUCUGAAUCAGUCCAGCCAGAGAUUUCUUCGCUGACAACAUUCAACAAUACUGAGCCCAAUAACCGACCCAACUCGGAUCUUGGCCUGGCUUCUGGAAUGAAUGUGAAUUGUUCUCCAGGCAGUGAGCUAGAGGCCAAGUUUAUCUCCGAGCCUGCCAGUCGCUUGGUCGAAACACUUCCAUCCAUUUCGGAGAACAACCGCUCUAAUUAUCCAGCGAGUAAUUCAAUUGACUGCCCACCCGGAAACGAACUGGACGCAAAAUUCUCUUCUGAGAAAGCCCGUCCAAAUUCUGAGACUAGCAACACGAGCCACCAGGAAGCCACCUCAUCCGUCCAAUCGGACUCUCACACAAACUUUGAACGCUCUCCUAGCAAUGAGAUAGAAACUCAAAUUCUGCCUAAUCUGCCAAGUCAAGACGGUUCUGGAUCAAGAUCACAGACCGUCGUUGAUUGUACGCCUGGAAUCGAAUUGGAGGCCAAGUUCAUGUCCAACCCAACUUGGGACACUGAUAGACAAUCAAAGCCAGAAACGAUAUUCGAGCAUAAUCGCUCCAAUAAGGCGGGUGUUCCCACCGAAUCUUCACCUGGAAAUGAAUUGGAAGCGAAAUUCAUUUCCGAUGCGGCCAGUGCGAAGAGUUUUUUCGAGACUGAAGACCUGGGUGCAUUGCAAGCCAGCGACAUCCGUGCUCAAUAUGCCUCCAAAGAGAGUUCGACACCUCAAGCAUGCUCGUUGGAUUUUGAUGCCUCCGAGGACCGUGUGGGCGACUUUAUCCUCCAGCAACAAGAGCUGGCUACUGAGAACAAGAACCAAAUAGCAUCUCGUCAGCCCUCCCCCGAAUACCAUAUUCUUGCUUACGAUGCAUCAACAUCUCAAGUAACAACAGCUCAAGCAAGCUCGUUCUUUGGCAUCAAUGAGACAGUCCAAUCAAGUGAAAUUUUGUCGCGACUUCACAAUCCUGCCAAAUUCGUACCUAGCUUCGAGAAGAUGCAGCAAGAUGGUUACGAAAUCGCAACAGGAGGAGGCGAUAUCCUUGUUUUCCGAAAAAUCCACAAUGCCUCCAGCCCGGAUGCUUCAAAUAACACAUGUGAGACAGAAGAAAGAGAUCCUCCGUUUUUAAGUGACAGCCGGGCUGGGUCUUCCAAGCAAUCCUCAGCACCGGGCCCUGAAGAUGAAUCAACAACAAAGCCUGACUCCUUCAUACGCAAAGCCGGCCGCAGAAUGCUGUUCGCUGGCACGAUAACUGCAGCAACUUGUUAUGCUAUCGGAGUUGUGACAGAGUUCUUCCGCACCGGUGGAAAGGACGGUCGUGGGAUUGAUGGGUUUACUGCGUUCGAGUCGGAUCGGCGUCAUCGUGAUUGA